AUGAUUAUUGACUAUCAACUGACGCCAUCGGUGUACGAACCGACGCUUUGUAACACGUUAUCCCGUACAGCGCAAGCGAAGGGAACAUCGGUUAAAGUGCACCUUGACGUGGACACCGGCAUGAAUCGUGGUGGGAUAUGGUAUACGGAAGCGGUGGAUUUCCUGAAAUGGCUGACAUCACUGGAUGGAAUAGAGAUUGAAGGGGUCUUCACCCACUUUGCUACUGCGGACCAACCCGACAAAAGCCACGUGCAUCUUCAGUUAGAGCGGUUUAAGUCAGUGCUUUCCAACCUUUCUGAACUCAACCUACGUCCCCCGAUUGUCCAUGCUGCCAACAGCGCAGCUGCAUUAACCCUUUCCGACUCCCAUUUUGACACAGUUCGUGUGGGCUUGAGUUUAUACGGCGUCUAUCCAUCGUCUGAAGUCAGACGAGCGAGUCCUGUGUCCUUGCGUCCUGCCCUGAGUUGGAAAGCACGCCUCAUCUGUUUGCGUCAGUCUAUGCAAGGGGAAGGGGUCAGCUAUGGUCGCACCUAUAUAGUUGAUAAGCCGACAUGGUUAGCAACGCUGCCUGUUGGCUACGCCGAUGGCUAUUCACGCGCCCUAUCGAAUCGCGGUGAAGCGUUGAUCGGCAGGCAAAGUGUCAACAGGUCGGAGCGGUUUGCAUGGAUGGGACCGUCUUUCGGAUUGCACCGCCGAAAGGGGAACAGGCAGAUCUCCCCCUACGCAUCGGCGAUGAGGGAGACUUGGAGAUUACCGUCGAUCAGGUUGCAGAAAAGGCGGGAACCAUCUCGUAUGAGAUUUUGA
This is a messenger RNA of Geodia barretti, 804 nucleotides long. Lineage: Eukaryota; Metazoa; Porifera; Demospongiae; Tetractinellida; Geodiidae. The record is from the annotation of a GenBank genome assembly.